AAGAUUAAAAACAAGAUUUUGUGAAAAUAAUAGUGGCAUUGAUGAGUUUUGUAAUAUCACAAGUUCAUUCGUCAUGAGCUGAAAAUCUGAUGAGUUUCAAAAGGCUACACACGACCACCUUCCGCUCAUUGCGAAACCGAACAAGAACCGAUGCUCAGACACCUCCGCGCCAGAAUGCUGGCGAAUUCUUCAAACCACCCACCAAUAAGUCACUGCCAAAGCUUAGAAGCAACAAAUUUACCGACUCAGACAUUGUGAAGUGCAACAUCGCCAUCACUGAUCACAUGCGCCAUGGCCAAUGCGACUCGGCAUUGCGUUUGUUCAACUCCAUGCCUCGUAAAACUUCAGUGUCCUACAACACUAUGAUAUCUGGUUAUAUUUUGAAUGGCGACUUUCAGCAGGCCCAUCAUCUUUUUGACGAAAUGCCGCUGAAGGACUUGGUCAGUUGGAAUAUAAUGAUCAGUGGGCAUAUAAAGAACAAGAAUCUUGGAGCUGCCAAGCGUUUGUUCGAUGAAAUGCCUGUGAAGGAUGUUGUUUCGUGGAACGCGAUAUUGUCUGGGUAUGCGCAGAAUGGGUUCCUGGAUGAGGCCAGGAGAGUUUUUGAUGAGAUGCCGGAGAAGAAUGAGAUAACCUGGAAUGGGAUUCUAGCCGCUUAUGUGCAAAAUGGGAAAAUUGAGGAGGCAAGGAGAUUGUUUGAGAGUAAAGAGCACUGGGCGGUGGUUUCUUGGAAUUGUUUGAUGGGUGGGUACUUAAAGAAGAAGAGGUUGGUCGAGGCAAGGCAGAUUUUUGACCGUAUGCCUGUUAGGGAUGCUGUAUCUUGGAAUACAAUCAUUACAUGUUAUGCUCAAAAUGGGAAGAUGGACGAAGCAAGGAAGUUGUUCCAGGAAUCCCCAAUUCAGGAUGUCUUUACAUGGACGGCCUUGGUGUCAGGUUACAUACAGAAUGGGCAGUUACAUGAGGCCAGGAGAAUUUUUGAUAAGAUGCCAGAGAAAAACGUUGUUUCUUGGAAUGCAAUGAUUGCAGGGUAUGUGCAAAGCAAGAACAUGGAAUUGGCUGGAGAGUUGUUUGAAGCAAUGCCUUGUAGAAAUGUUAGUUCCUGGAACACAAUGAUUACUGGUUAUGCUCAUAAUGGAGAUAUUGCUCGUGCUAGAAGUUUAUUCAAUAGGAUGCCACAUCGGGAUUGUAUCUCAUGGGCAUCAAUUAUAGCUGGCUAUGCUCAGACUGGUGAAAGUGAAGAGGCACUACGAAUGUUUAUUGAGAUGAAGAGGGAUGGGGAGAGGUUAAACAGGUCUGCCUUUACUUGUGUUUUAAGUACAUGUGCUGAUAUCGCUGCUUUUGAGCUUGGCAAGCAAAUACACGGACAUGUUAUUAAAGCAGGAUAUGAGUUUGGCUGCUAUGUGGGCAAUGCUCUUCUUGCCAUGUAUUGUAGGUGUGGAAGCAUCAACGAGGCAUACGAAGUGUUCCAGAGAAUUGAGGAUAAGGAUGUAGUCUCGUGGAACACAAUCAUUAUUGGUUAUGCAAGACACGGUUUUGGCGAAGAAGCUCUCAAACAUUUUGAAUUAAUGAAGCAAGCAAGUAUUCAACCGGAUGAAGUUACCAUGGUUGGUGUGCUGUCUGCAUGUAGUCAUACUGGCUUGGUAGACAGAGGCAGAUAUUACUUCGAUUCCAUGAGCCAAGACUACGGCAUAGUGGCAAACUCAAAGCACUAUACUUGCAUGAUUGAUCUUCUAGGUCGAGCCGGGCUCCUAGGUGAUGCUCAAGACCUAAUGAGAAGUAUGCCCUUUGAACCAGAUGCAGCAACAUGGGGGGCUCUUCUUGGUGCCAGCAGGAUUCAUGGAAAUACACAAUUGGGGGAAAAGGCGGCUGAAAUGAUCUUUGCACUGGAACCAUGGAAUGCUGGAAUGUAUGUUCUUCUUUCAAACUUAUAUGCAGCUUCUGGCAGAUGGGUGGAUGUAAAUAAGAUGAGAUUGAAAAUGAGGGAUACAGGUGUUAGUAAAGUACCAGGUUACAGCUGGGUUGAAGUAGAAAACAAGAUCCACACAUUUUCAGUUGGAGAUUCCACCCAUGCAGAGAGUGAAAGGAUAUAUGCUUUCUUGGAAGAGUUAGAUUUGCGGAUGAAGCGAGAUGGCUAUAUCUCAGCCACAAAAUUGGUUCUCCAUGAUGUGGAGGAAGAGGAAAAACAGCAUAUGCUCAAGUGUCAUAGUGAAAAAUUAGCUGUUGCAUAUGGAAUUAUGAAAACACCAGCUGGGAGACCAAUUCGUGUUUUCAAAAACUUGCGGGUUUGUGAGGACUGCCACACUGCAAUCAAGCACAUAGCCAACAUUGCUGGGAGACUGAUAAUCCUGCGUGAUCCUAACCGUUUUCACCACUUCAAGGGGGGCGUAUGUAAUUGUGGAGACUAUUGGUGAUGACAAACAGAUUAGCGAAGCAAAACGACAAAAGGGUGAUGAGAUUUUCUUUCCAGCAAUGCAUCCUUUGCCUUCUGAGGAAGCUUUUAAGAACUGAAGGGCUGACUCUGAUUUCUUGCCUGAGACGACCGGGUUCAAUUUGGCAAAGCUGUCAUCUUCCUGAGAAGAGAAGGAAUGAAAAUUUUGUGUCAUGUUUAACAAAUUCAAAAUGAUGGAAAUCUAGCAGACUCUAACAGAAUUAAGAGUCUUAACUCCAUCCUCAGUUUCUGCUUUGAUUUUAACAGGAAAGACACUGAUGAAGGAAACGCUUGUAACGAAUGUUACUGUGACUAACUUACAUAAAAUAUACACAUAAUAUCUUAUUUAUCCACAAUGCUAAGUAUGAGAUUCUUGUUUCCUUGUCCACAAUGUAGUUUUUGACACAUCCCCUUGUGAUUGCCUAAUGUUUCAACUCAUC
Molecule: messenger RNA, 2865 nt
Organism: Sesamum indicum (sesame)
Lineage: Eukaryota; Viridiplantae; Streptophyta; Magnoliopsida; Lamiales; Pedaliaceae
Product: Tetratricopeptide repeat (TPR)-like superfamily protein
Biological process (GO): RNA modification
Molecular function (GO): RNA binding; protein binding; zinc ion binding
Source: RefSeq, a predicted model, not a curated record